Messenger RNA from Quercus lobata, 1218 nucleotides. RefSeq names its product glycosyltransferase BC10-like. The record is from RefSeq and is a predicted model, not a curated record. Gene Ontology annotation, cellular component: membrane. NCBI's taxonomy places the organism in Eukaryota, Viridiplantae, Streptophyta, Magnoliopsida, Fagales, Fagaceae. The transcript is spliced from 2 exons. Bases 1 to 1218 code for a protein of 405 amino acids. Gene Ontology annotation, molecular function: glycosyltransferase activity.
AUGGGAAAUGAGCAACAUCUAUGGCAAAGGAUUUCCAACGCCUUCUGUUUCCAAAUACAAUCAAGCCGUAUCUUUCAAGUUUUCUUCUUUGUUAUUGGUUUGACGUUUGGAUUUUUAACUUGUCUAUACCUAAAAAGCUUAUUGCCUUUAUUACAAGUCCCAACAUAUUCUACUAUUUCACCAAUAUCAUCAACAGUACUAGUACCGCCAGCACUACAUACACCACCACCUCCACCACCACCAAUAGAAUCAUUGCCAUCAAGUUUAGUUGAAUCAGCAAAUGGGGCAUCCAACUAUACAAGUGUUUUGCUGAAAAAACAGGAGCUCCUUACUCAUAAUAUGAGUGACCAAGAGUUGUUCCAGAAAGCAUUAAUGGUUCCACAAACAGAACUGCCUGGCCGGCAGGUUCCAAAGGUGGCUUUCAUGUUCUUGACAAAAGGGCCCUUGCCAUUGGCAACCUUGUGGGAAAAGUUUUUCAAAGGAAAUGAAGGCUUUUACUCCAUAUAUGUGCAUGCAAAUCCUUCUUUCAAUGAUUCAGAGCCUCAAGAUUCUAUCUUCUGUGGUAGAAGAAUCCCUAGCCAGCCAGUGUAUUGGGGUACAUCCUCAAUGAUUGAUGCAGAGAGACGCCUAUUAGCAAAUGCCCUACUUGACAUCUCCAAUCAAAGAUUUGUAUUGCUCUCAGAAUCUUGCAUUCCAUUAUUCAACUUCAAGAUCAUUUAUAACUACCUCAUGGACUCGCAUUUGAGCUUCCUAGGUUCCUUCGACGACCCAAGGAAGGCAGGUCGCGGUCGAUAUAGUCCCCAAAUGUGGCCCAUUAUAAACAUCAAAGAUUGGAGAAAAGGGGCUCAAUGGUUUGAAGUGCACCGUCACCUUGCCAUGCACAUUGUGUCUGACACCAAAUACUACCCUAUUUUUCAAAAACAUUGUCUCAUGCCCUGUUACAUGGAUGAACAUUAUAUUCCAACACUUGUGAACUUGUUGUACUCAGAGUUAAACUCGAAUCGAAGCAUUACAUGGGUUGAUUGGUCGAGGGGUGGCCCUCAUCCUGCAAAAUUUGGAUGGAGUGCUAUCACUAAUGAGUUUUUGAAUCAAAUUCGAUGUGGAUCAACAUGUCCUUAUAAUGGAAAUACUACAAAAAUAUGUUUCUUGUUUGCUAGGAAAUUCUUACCUAGUGCAUUGGAGCCUUUGUUAAGGGUUGCUCCAUUGUUGCUUGGUUGA